Molecule: messenger RNA, 874 nt
Organism: Drosophila subobscura
Lineage: Eukaryota; Metazoa; Arthropoda; Insecta; Diptera; Drosophilidae
Exons: 3
Coding region: 43-834 (263 amino acids)
Biological process (GO): protein ubiquitination
Molecular function (GO): ubiquitin-protein transferase activity; zinc ion binding
Source: RefSeq, a predicted model, not a curated record
UUAUGUAAAAAUUCGUCACUCAAACAUUGGGAGUCAAUUGGCAUGGCCCAUCGGCAGCAGCUUCCCGUCAUCUCGGAGUCCACGGCUUUUCGGCUGUUCAACAGUGUUUUGGGCGAAAGAAGUCCGACGACAUCGAGCGAGAUGGCUGCCAUUGAUGCCACCGGCUCCAGUAGCCACAUGGCGAACGAUUAUGCUGCAGAUGGUGUCGUGGCCAGUGGUGCACCACCCCGUCCGAUGAUCCUGCCCGCACCAGGGCCACACUCGCACUCGCAGGCGAGCGUGGACUCGGCCAACGAGAACGGAAAUUCGUGCCGCAUCUGCCGCUGGAACCGCAGCGACAUGGAGAUCAUCAGCUGUCCGUGCAAGUGCAAGGGCAGUGUGGGCUACAUACACCUAAAGUGCCUGCGACGGUGGAUCGUCCACCGCCAUGACAAUCGCUGCGAGAUCUGCAACGCUGUCUUCGAUCUAUCAGAGGAGCGGGUGAGCGUCAAGAGGAUGAUGCGCACCUUCUGGUGUGGCCGCUGUUGCGGCCUCAUCGUCAAACAAGUGCUGUUCAGUGUCUCGCUCAUGCCGCUGGGACACAUCAUCUUGCAGCAGGUUCUGCAGUGCAUGGAGACCUUGAACCAGGGCAGCGCCGACCAGCUCACCGUCCAGGAGGUAUUCAUAGCCUCCUGUGCUCUGCUCACCUCCAGCGCCCUCUUUUUCCACUUUUUUGAGUUCGUGACGACGCGCUGCCUGCUCAUCCGUAACAUACUGCGCCACUGGUGGAUGUUUGGUAGCACCAGCGACUAUUCCCUGCUCGAGAUCGACGACGAGGCCGUGGAGCUGUUCUAAGCUCAGGAUAAUAGGCUUUGACGACGCUAAUUCGAAAUUU